CUAGAACAUUUCAGAGUCUUCGAUUAAAUAAAACUACUGUGGGAAAUCUCCAUCGCCAAAUAGUAAGUUAAAUACGGAUAAAGUAAUUCAAAUAAACGAUUAGGUUUAAAUCUUACAAUGUCACCCCCAUCCUGUGAUUGACCCAUCACGGGACAAACUCGAAAACAACAAUGACUUUUGAACUUGACCUUUCCUCAGAUUUGUAACUUUUUAUCACCCAAAAAAUACGAUAUAAAAGCAGCCGAAGGAAAGGGUUGAAAAAGCAAUCAGCCUAAGUGACAAUAGGCCGAACCAUGACUAAACUUGAAGAGUAAAACAUUUACAAAAAGUUUUAGAAGAUUUUCAAAGAUGUCGGAGAAGAAACCUCUGAGCGUUGAAGCAGAGGAGGAGGAGUUUACAGACAUUAUAGGAGGACAUGGGCGAUGGCAACUUGGAAUAUACUUUUUUUGUUUCUUAUGUGCUUGGCCACAUUGUUUUCAUAAUCUUAUUAUGACAUUCUUUGCGCCGAACGUCGACCACUGGUGUGCGAGGCCGUCACAUGUAAUCGAAGCAAAUGUGUCUGUCUUCGAAUGGAAGAAUGAAGCUGUACCCAUAGUUAUGAACCGAGCUGGACUAGUGCGGAAAAGUCGAUGCACUGUAUACAAGCACCUAGUAGUUAAUGGUUCAUUGCAUGUUCCAUCAACAAUUGAUAGUGAAAUAGAAGCUUGCGAAACCUGGGAAUAUGAUGAUUCUUUUUACAAGUCCACCAUGGUCGAUGAUUGGGAUUUGGUAUGCAACCGAGAAUGGUUAAUUUCCGUUUCCAAAACUGUUUACAUGGUUGCAUUCUUAAUUGCGGCAACGACAUGUGGCCAGUUGUCAGAUCGGUUUGGACGUCGUAUAACCAUGAUCAGUUGUAUUUCCAUGUUCUUGGUGGCUGCACUUUUGACUCUCUUGGCGAAAAAUUUCAUGAUGUUUAUUGUUUUGCGCUUCUUUCUUUCCAUGGGAAUUACGUCUACAUUCACCAUAUCAUACGUAGUGCUUUCAGAAAUUGUGAGCGCUGAAUAUCGAUCCAUCUAUCUUUUCACCUUCAAGUCAGGUUGGGUGUUUGCCUAUAUGUUGAUGCCACUGAUAGCAUGGAUGGUUCCCAGCUGGUUCUGGCUUCAGUUCACUAUAACCAUGCCCUGGCUUUGCCUCUUGUCUGUUUUCUGGGUACUACCGGAAACACCACGUUGGCUUUUAACGCAUGGAAAAUUUUUGGAACUGGAAAAAAUACUAUUAAUUGCUGCUAAGAAAAAUGGAAAAGAUAUGAAUUAUGCCAAAGCUUCAAUUCAAACUUUUGUAAGGCACCAACAGAAGAUGAAAAUGGAAGAAAAAAGAGACGAAACAGUAUUUGACUUAGUGAAAACUCCUGCAUUGAGAAAAACUACUCUUAACAUCUAUUUUUGUUGGUUUAUCAUUUCGUACAUAUAUUACGCUUUGUCAUGGAACACUAAUGAUCUCGGAGGUGACCCUUACUGGACUUUUUUCAUAUGUGGAGCGGUAGAACUGCCCGCUGGAGUUAUUUUCAUGAUUUUGUGCAGGUACAUUGGUCAUAGAAUGGGUCUUAUCAUUGCAAAUGUUAGUGCUGGACUAUGCCUCCUUGCCGUAAUCUUUAUUCCACCCGAUAUGGUGUGGUUGACAAUCGCAUUUACAAUGACGGGAAAGUUCUUUAAUUCAGCAUCUUUUGAUAUUAUUUACAUAUACACUGCAGAAAUUUUCCCGACUGUCGUGAGAAAUGUAGCCGUUGGGUCUAGUUCAAUGUUUGCAAGGAUAGGAGCUCUUCUAGCUCCCUUUAUUAGACAAUUAGGUGAUGUAACCCAUCCAAUAGUUCCCAUGGCACUUCCCGGUGGCUUAUCUGUUAUAAGUGGCUUAUUGUUAUUACUACUUCCUAAAACAAUAGGAAAAACAUUACCUGAUACUAUAGAAGAAGGAGAAAUGUUUGCAAGAAAAGAGAAAGUUAUCAAAGGACUACCAAAGCAGCAAUACAUAAUUGUUAACAAUAGCAUUGAAAUGGAGCAACGAUAGCACGAUCAUUUUGUGUUUAUAACUGUGAUAAAACGAAACAAUCAGAUCAAGAUACAUUCUUUUAUAACGAUUUUCACCUUGCAAAAUUUCGCUUUAACUCUAACAAGGGAACGCUAUUCUAUGUUUGAAAAGAAGGAAAUUUUUUCUUACUAGUCCGUUGCUUAGCAACCAAAGUGAACAAUUUAGUAUCAGCUGGGAAAAAGAAGAUUUAGAUUAAAAUAUACUCAGUAGCCCAACAACCGAAAUAUUUUAAUAAAAAAAUCUACUUGUGAUUUUUUAUCAAAAUUUCCUCUAAACACCGAUGUGUGUUCCCUUGAAAGCAGCUAAACGUUUGUCUCUCAGAGCGGAGACGUGAGAAAUAAGGAAUGUAGUUUGGCGAUUGUAUAUGUAUGCAUGUGUAGCGAGAUUCAAUUUGAUCUCGUCAAGAAAAAAAAAUCUUAUGAAUGGUAGUCUUUGUAAAAAUUAAAGUGUUUUAUUUUUAUACAUUGUAAAAAAGGAAAAUAAAAUAAACUUUUUCGUAUGUCUUUGCUUUAUACUUAAAGUUCACAAAAAUUGAAUGCUUCUGUCAUAAUGUAGAAUGAUGAAUAGAGUGCUUUCAAACAUAAAAUAUUGUAUUGGAAUUAUUUUUUAUUAAUUUAAUCUGAUUUAUUAUUUUAUGAAAUUAUUAUUCCAUAGAUUAAUUUGCCAUGAAUAAAUGCAAGUGUUAAGGCAUUA
This is a messenger RNA of Parasteatoda tepidariorum (common house spider), 2757 nucleotides long. RefSeq names its product organic cation transporter protein. Lineage: Eukaryota; Metazoa; Arthropoda; Arachnida; Araneae; Theridiidae. Gene Ontology annotation, biological process: transmembrane transport. The record is from RefSeq and is a predicted model, not a curated record. Gene Ontology annotation, molecular function: transmembrane transporter activity. Gene Ontology annotation, cellular component: membrane.